Molecule: messenger RNA, 2268 nt
Organism: Dichotomopilus funicola
Lineage: Eukaryota; Fungi; Ascomycota; Sordariomycetes; Sordariales; Chaetomiaceae
Product: bile salt-activated lipase
Exons: 4
Coding region: 1-2268 (755 amino acids)
Molecular function (GO): ATP binding; ATP-dependent protein folding chaperone
Source: RefSeq, a predicted model, not a curated record
AUGAGUUCUCUGAACUCCCGCCUGAAAGGCUUUGGUUUCAAACGGAAAUCGAGCGCCCCGAACCCGCCCCAGGGGAGUGCCAGUCCCAGCCCCAGCGUGCUGCACACCCCGACCUCGACCCCGCCCCCGGGUCCCCCUCAAAUACCGCCGCUGUUCCCCUCGCGACCGGGUCCCGCCCCGUCGAGUGCAUCCAACCCGUCCCAGACGAGUCUCCCAAUGAAUCAUCCAGGUGCUGGUCCGCGACCGCCUAGCUACUCAGCAAACUUCCCUCCUGGCCCUCCUGGCCCCGUCGGCCGUACCAGUCCGCUCACGAACCAAGGUCCGACCCGCACUCCACCGUCGCAAAUGCUCAACGGUCCUCCCCCCAUCAACACGGGCGCUCCCCCCGUCGCCGGGUACCCACCCCCGGUGAUGGGCGGCGGCCCCCCUCCUGUCGCCGGCGGUCCUCCCGGCUACGCUGGCCCGACCGGCUAUCCGCCGGCACCGCCGCCACAACCUGCUGGCCCUGCUGCGCCGUACGCUCGCAACACCGCCGCCGAGGUCGAGGGUAGCAGCCGGAGCAAAGCUCAGUUGAUUGUCGGCAUUGAUUUCGGUACCACCUUCUCAGGUGUCGCGUUUGCCUUUGCGACAAACAACGAGGCCAAGGAAGACAUCAUCACCGAGUGGCCCGGCGCUGGUUCAUACACAAAGCAAAAGAUUCCGACCGUCCUUUACUAUGAUCAAUACCAAAAAGUCGUUGGCUGGGGCCCCGAUAUCGCCGAUGCCCUCGCUCCGACUGGGUAUCCCAAGCCUGGUGUGCAAAAGGUGGAAUGGUUCAAGCUGCAGCUGAUGCUGUCGGGCAACACAUACAUCGAUCCCAUUAACCUACCACCUCUUCCACCCGGAAAGUCGGAAAUCGAUGUGGCCGCCGACUACCUGUUCAAGCUUCGCCAAGCGAUGAGGGCAGCUCUCCAAAAGACACUAGGAGAGGUGUUCAACCGUGAAGAGAGGAACAUCAGGUACUACCUUACCGUGCCUGCCAUCUGGAACGAUGCCGGCAAGGCGGCCACCAGAGCCGCUGCCAUCCAAGCUGGAUUCCUCCGGGACGAGAACGACAACCGCCUGACACUUGUCAGCGAGCCCGAAGCGGCCUCCCUUUUCUGUGCCAAGACCGGUCUGCUCAACCUGAAGGUACACGAUGCCAUUCUCAUUGUUGACUGCGGUGGUGGUACGGUGGAUUUGAUCGCGUACGAAGUUGAGGAUGAGAACCCCUUCACGGUGGCCGAAUGCACAGCCGGUUCCGGUGACUCUUGCGGCUCGACUGCCUUGAACCGGAACUUCAGCAACAUCCUGCGGACCAAGAUUCGGAAGAUGAAGCUGCCCGACGGUUCCAAGACGGCAGGUCGUGUGUACGCCAAGUGUAUCAUGGAUUUCGAGAACCGCAUCAAGGCCGACUUCCGGAAUAACGGUCAGAAGUGGGCUGUUGAUGUGGGUAUCGAAGCCGAGUUCCCCGAAGCCGGCAUCGAGGAAGGGUACAUGACCUUCACGAACGAGGAGAUUCUGCAGUGCUUCGAGCCUGUGGUCAACCGUAUCCUGGAGCUUGUCCGGAAUCAGAUCAUCGCUAUCCAGGCGCAGAACCGGACGCUUCAGAACAUCUUGGUGGUUGGUGGUUUUGGUGCGUCGGAAUACCUGUUCCAGCAGAUCAAGCUCCACGUCCCCCCGCAGUUUCAGUCCAAGGUCGUCCGGCCCAUGGACUCCGUUGCCGCCAUCGUCAAGGGCGCCGUCACCGCCGGUAUCACCGAGAGAGUCAUCACCCACCGUAUCGCUCGUCGGCACUACCUCAUGGCCACGCUGCAGCCAUUUAAGGAGGGCUACCACCCUGAGGCGUAUCGCGUGCCGUCGCUCGAUGGCAAGGACCGUUGCAAGUUCACCCGUCAAAUCUUCGUCCAGAAAGGCCAGAAGGUCAAGAUUGGCGAGCCUGUCAAGGUUUCUUUCUUCCGGCAAGUUGCGCCUGGCGCGACCCUCAUGUACGAGGAUAUUCUGUACGCCUGUGACGACGAUGUCUGCCCAGAAUACACCAAGGAUCCGCGCAUCAAGGAAGUUGUCACACUCACGUCGGAUCUGUCCCGCAAGAACCUGGAGAAAGACUUCGAGCGCAUGGACACACCGCAGGGCACGUUCUACCGCGUCUACUUCGAUAUUUACCUAACCCUUGACGGCUCUGAAUUCAGCGCCGAGCUUGUCUGCCAAGGCGAGGUUAUGGGCCGCUGCCGGGCACGGUUCAGGUAA